AUGAAAGUAAGUACAAGUGAAUUCAACGAAAAACCAUCUAUUUUUACAGCAUUAAAUGAAAUAAACGAUGAUGAUUCACUGAAUGGCUCCGAUGUAAAACAAUCAAUUACGCGUUGUUCAGAUGACUCGAAUAACACUGCAUGUCGACUUUUAACAUUGGUUGAUAUUCAUCAGGCAUUAAAUACGAUUGAAAUCCGUCAACAAUUAUCUCGUAAAAGAGCAAACUCUUCCGAUAGGGAUAUAUCAGCAAUGUCAAGUGAACAAACGACUCAAUCAACUUGCGACUACAAUUGUUGCCGUCUCGUUCAUUCCGAUAAAUCCUCUCGGUUAUUAUUACCAUUGGCGCGUCGUGGUCGUGCACACCAUAUACCAUCAAGGUCUACAAGUUUAUUAUGCAAAAAUUGUGUGAAAAUCAAACAAGAACAACAAAAUAGUAUUCUUCAAAAAUAUCAACAAAUAGAUAAUGAUGACGAUGACGACGACCAUGAAAAAGAAUCAAUGAAUAUAUUUGAUUCAAUAACAAAUACCGAUAAACCAAUGGAACAAGAAAAUAAACAUCAAAUGAUAACACGAGAUAUUCCGCAUGAAAUUGAAUUUUCGUUGAUAAAUGAUGAUGAAAAAAAUAAUACAGAUAAUUCUGAAUAUGAAUCAGCUCGCAUGCUUAUUUGGAAAAUAAAUACAUCAAAUAAUCAUAAUCAAACAAAUGCAAUCGAUGCGUCAUAUGACACGGGUUCAUUAACAAAUAAUGAGAAAAAAAAAUUACUUCAAGAAGCCAUAAGAAAACUACAUAUCGUACUAAGCAAUCGUUCAACAUCACCAUCAACAACAACAACAACAGCAACAACAACAACAACAACGAUACCAGAUACUGAUUUAGACGAAAUUGAAUUUACUUAUCGGGCUUUACAAACAACGGUUAACAUUCUUUCAUCAUCACUUGAGUCACUAUGA
This is a messenger RNA of Rotaria socialis, 951 nucleotides long. Lineage: Eukaryota; Metazoa; Rotifera; Eurotatoria; Philodinida; Philodinidae. The record is from the annotation of a GenBank genome assembly.